AUGAGUGAUUCUGACGAGGAAGGCCAAAUUGAAACUCAGAUCGAUGCUCCUAUUGAAAAUAUCAUACAGGGAUCUGAGCUUACUACCACAACUGCCGAUAAAGGGACUUUGAAGGCGGCAAAUGAAUUAUUAGACUCAUUAGAAAACUCACACAGAGGCGACCUUUCACUGCAUUUAUACUCUGCUUACCUUUUGAAAAAACUAUUAUACAGAGCAAACGAGAGAAAACAUUUUUACGAAGUAAAUCAGUUUGUAAAGACCCAAAUUAAGGACAACUGGACAAGUUGGCCCAGCCCAAAUACAAUCAUCGAUCCUCGUACAGAUAGACUGUACGAAGACAUACCGGAAGGUAUUGAGAGCGUAAGUAUACCGCCUGGAGAGGUUUCAGACAGAGCUUUAAUUCAUGCCUCUGACAUGAUGACGGUAGAGCUAGGUGCUCAAUGGCAGAAAUGUCUCUCUAAAUCAGCCUUCGAGCAUGAUGUAACGUUGGAUGUGGAUGAAUUGAACAUACCGAUUGAAAUUUCUCAAAACAUCUUAGUUAAACUAGACAGCCUAUUCGAAGGAUUGCACGAUAGAAUAGCGAAAGAAAAUGAGUUCGAUGUAAGGCAAGAUACGCAUUCUAACAAUAUAAAUGUAAGUCAGAUAGACGACGAGCCCAUACAGGCCAACCGACGAAUUAAAUUCACAUACCAUGACAUAAUUUCGAGAGGAUGUGAAAUGAACGAGGAUAUGACAGAAAUCUAUAUGAAAUCAUUAGAAUUAUUCAACGAUAUUCCAGAAAAGUUCAAAAGAAGCAAAUUCAAAUUAUCUAAACAGAUCAUGAAAAAGUAUAACCAGCCAAAGAAGACUAGUUCAUAUUUAAAGGAGUUAUUAAGCAAAACAAGAGAGGAGUAUAUACCUGUGGAAAAAUUACUAAAAGAUAAGCGGUUGACAUCAAAAGAUAAAUCCAAGCUACAACGAUUGAAUCGUGAGGAAACUGAAGAUGCUUUAAACAAAAGAACCUUUUUUCAAGUCAAAGGCUACUCAGUGGAUGAAGACGAAAUAUCCGAUUACGACUUGGAUGACUGUCUCAUUGAGCCGUUUAACGACAAAACAUGA
Molecule: messenger RNA, 1098 nt
Organism: Saccharomyces kudriavzevii IFO 1802
Lineage: Eukaryota; Fungi; Ascomycota; Saccharomycetes; Saccharomycetales; Saccharomycetaceae
Gene: RRN9
Product: Rrn9p
Exons: 1
Coding region: 1-1098 (365 amino acids)
Source: RefSeq, a predicted model, not a curated record